GGAAUUGGUGAAGAGGUGCUUAAAAUGUCCACUGAGGAGAUUGUUCAGCGUACACGACUGCUGGACAGUGAGAUUAAGAUCAUGAAGAGUGAGGUGCUGAGAGUAACACAUGAGCUUCAGGCCAUGAAAGACAAAAUCAAGGAAAACAGUGAGAAGAUCAAAGUCAACAAGACGUUGCCUUACCUGGUAUCCAAUGUCAUUGAGUUACUGGAUGUUGAUCCGAAUGACCAGGAGGAAGAUGGAGCAAAUGUUGACCUGGAUUCCCAGAGGAAAGGGAAGUGCGCUGUGAUUAAAACAUCCACCCGUCAGACGUACUUCCUGCCUGUGAUUGGACUGGUCGAUGCUGAGAAGCUGAAACCUGGUGAUCUGGUGGGUGUGAACAAGGAUUCCUACCUGAUCCUGGAGACUCUGCCAACAGAGUAUGACUCUCGAGUUAAGGCCAUGGAGGUGGAUGAGCGACCCACUGAGCAGUACAGUGAUGUUGGCGGUCUGGACAAGCAGAUUCAGGAGCUUGUUGAAGCUAUUGUCCUUCCUAUGAAUCACAAGGAGAAGUUUGAGAAUCUGGGCAUCCAGCCUCCGAAGGGAGUUCUGAUGUAUGGACCGCCAGGAACAGGGAAGACUUUGCUGGCCAGAGCCUGCGCUGCACAGACCAAGGCUACUUUUUUGAAACUGGCAGGGCCACAGCUGGUCCAAAUGUUUAUUGGCGAUGGUGCGAAGCUGGUUCGUGAUGCUUUUGCCUUGGCCAAAGAGAAGGCUCCAUCCAUCAUCUUCAUUGAUGAGCUCGAUGCCAUCGGCACAAAACGGUUUGACAGUGAAAAGGCUGGGGACCGUGAAGUUCAGCGAACAAUGUUGGAACUUCUCAAUCAGCUGGAUGGCUUCCAACCAAAUACCCUUGUCAAGGUGAUUGCAGCCACCAACAGAGUGGACAUCCUGGAUCCAGCCUUGCUGAGGUCUGGCAGACUUGAUCGGAAGAUUGAGUUCCCAAUGCCCAAUGAGGAGGCACGAGCAAGGAUAAUGCAGAUUCACUCACGGAAGAUGAAUGUGAGCCCUGAUGUAAACUAUGAGGAGUUGGCUCGAUGUACCGAUGACUUCAAUGGAGCUCAGUGCAAGGCCGUGUGUGUGGAAGCGGGAAUGAUUGCUUUGCGUAGGAAGGCAAUGGAGCUGACACAUGAAGAUUACAUGGAGGGCAUCUUGGAAGUGCAGGCCAAGAAGAAAGCAAACCUCCAAUACUAUGCAUAGAAAACAGUCAUCAAGACUGAUCGGGCAGCAGACAGGCCUCUUGCUGCUCAAACUUACUUGGAUCCUAUACUGUUUAAUUUUCACACCCAUAUUAAAUAAAGUGGUUGUUUUUCUCACAUUAAUUGAAAUGGCUUAGCCCAGUGUCUGGAGUACUGGUGGGUAUCUGCACACGUCAGUGUAUAGAGGAGGCACUAUCAGCCCCCGGCCCUUUGAUGGGGUGGGGUGACGGUAUUAACCCCCAUUAGUUUCCUGAUCCAUUGGUGGGGGCACCAUUACCCCCUAUUAGUUACCUGGUCCAGUUUGUGGUGACGAGGGGCUAGGGGGUGGUUUGUAUCAUUAACCGCUCCUUCGGUUUGUGUUCAAUGGAGUACGGGUGGUUACAGUCUACGGUAAGCUGUCCAUCUGGCAGGAUUAUUUAGGUUUGUUGGGGCCCCGACACCUGGUGUCUGCCUAGUGGUUUUGCAGGGCCCCGACAACCCGGUGUAUACCUGGUGGUUUUGCAGGGCUCCGACACCCAGUAUCUGAUGGAUUUGGGGUUUUGAGGCCUGGCGGUUUUGGAGUUUUCUGUUCCUCCUUUUUUCUUGACAACGAUUGGUGAAUCUUGACUCCUCUGUAGUUCCUUCGACCUGUUACAUCUCCCUAUUUAAAUGCAGGCAUAAUGUUAGCUGUCCUCUGGCACUAUACCUUUUUGAAGCAAAUGAUAAAAUGUGUAAUGCAUCACCAGAGUUUAUCCUCUUAUUGAGUUUAUUUAAUAUUUCUCCUUUUUAAAAUAAAUGUACUUAUAUUAUUUCUGAUCUCAUCUUCCAACGUCGUUAUCCUGAUCUGUCAUCCUGGUAAAUACUGAAGUUAGAAUAAUUCUCUAAUAUCACUGCCGUUUCGCUGUCUUUCUCUCUCUCUGAUUUUUUUUCUGAUCCUCCCUUUAUGGCCCAAUCCCCAUCCUGCUUUUUUAUUGACCUGCCUGUGCAAUCAUUUACCAUUAUGUUUUAUAUUCCUUGAUAUUUUAAGUUUUUUGUUCCUCAUUGCCUUCAUAAUUUAAAAAAAUUCUUAAUCUUUUGUCUUGCUCUCCCCUGCUGUCCAUGUAUUUUGAGUAUAGCCCUUUAUCUACCCACAGUUUUUCCCUUGUGUCUUCAUGGUCUCAUUAGAGUUGGUUUGUUUUUAAUUUUUGCAGAAUAUAUUUUUCCUGGACUCUCAACAUCGUUUUAAACAUUUCCCGUUGGUGGCCUGCAUUGUUGUUUGCCAAUAUUGUCUUUUAAUUUCCCAAUUCUAGUCUCAACCCCUCAAAAUCAGCUAAUCUCUAAUUGAUUACCCUGGUCUUUGUCAUGCUUUUCUUUCUCAAUUGUUAUCUUAAACUGUAUUAUGGUCUCUAUUGCCUAGGUGUUCCCUACUUUUACUUAUUUGCCCUGGUUCAUUCCUCAACCCUAGACCCAAUCUUCUCUUGUUCGGCUUUUCACAUAUUGAAUGAGAAAGGAGAAAUAACUCCAUUCCCUUAUCCCCUUUACCUACCUCUUCUGUCCAGUUAAUAUUGGAUUGGUUGAAACCCUCUGUGAUGAUUAUUCUAAGUUUGUUGCACAAAGAAAUUAGGAUAUGAGUAUUCCUCCCUCACCCUUGUUGGUAAUCUACAGACUACACCUGUUGGGGAAUGGAUCCUUUUGUAUACUUUAUGUCUAGCCAAAUGAGUUCCAUUUCUGUCUUAUUGGUGGUUGUGGCACUUUUCCCCUGCCAUCAUGUUUAAUACUGUCUGAUAGUUUUAGGAUUCUGUAUCAUUGAUAUUUACUUGAUGAGAAAAAAAUUGUGGCAUGGGAUUAAAUGCUUUUUCAAAGAGUUGGCACAGCCA
Carcharodon carcharias (great white shark) is the source of this 3073-nucleotide messenger RNA. RefSeq names its product proteasome 26S subunit, ATPase 3 (gene psmc3). Bases 25 to 1239 code for a protein of 404 amino acids. Gene Ontology annotation, biological process: proteasome-mediated ubiquitin-dependent protein catabolic process. The transcript has 11 exons. The record is from RefSeq and is a predicted model, not a curated record. Lineage: Eukaryota; Metazoa; Chordata; Chondrichthyes; Lamniformes; Lamnidae. Gene Ontology annotation, cellular component: proteasome regulatory particle, base subcomplex. Gene Ontology annotation, molecular function: ATP hydrolysis activity; proteasome-activating activity; ATP binding.